AUGGUGUGGGGUCUUUUUCCGGUAGAUCCUCUUUCAGGUUGUGAUGUAAUUAUUACCAAAGACAAAGGCGUUUCUCGAAUCCAUGCAGAAUUACUUGUCGAUGAAAUGAUUUCAGCGAAUCAUCCUCUCCACAUGAAAUCUGACCUAUCCUCCCGAGUUCGGAUUAGAGAUUGCUCCAAGUAUGGAACAUACAUUAACAAGGAAAAGGUACAUGAGUUCCAAAAUAAAGAAACAUUUUUAAAAGAUGGAGAUGUGGUUUCCUUUGGAACGGCUACUGCCUCCUUUCAAGUGGAUCAGCUUCUUCAAGACAACGUUUCAUCAAUAGGUGCUCGCAUUACCUACAAUUUGAGUGAAGAGUGCACGCAUGUUCUUGCUGAUGAACUCAUGCCAGUUAAAGAAGAUCUAGUUGAUGCUAUUGUGUCUAAAAAAGCUAUUGUUCUCAGGAGUUGGGUUGAGUUGGUUGCAGAAAAAAGGAUUGGUUUAGAAAUUCCUAGCUGGAGCUCAUAUAUUCCAACGUUGACAGUGGAAGGAGAAUCAGUCAAAGUCGCAGCACCAGAAACUCGUGCAAAGUGUUUGGAAGGAUUCACUUGUCUGCUGGAAUCAAUAACUAUGUAUAAGUUCAAGGACAGAUUGCAGUCUCUGUUGGAAGUAGGUGGUGCAAAGAUUGUUUCCGUAGAAGAAUUUUGUUCAAAUACCCAAGGCUUGGAUUAUGGACGAAACAGUCGCAUGGUAUGCGUUAUCCCAAGAGGAUUGCCAGACAAGUUUAAUUCGUUCAACAAACUGGGUUCAUUAUCUAGAGUGAAUGAGUUGGACUUGUUAAGAGCUGUUUUGUCUGGACAUCUAGACUUGUCUGUUUUGGUAUCCCCAUCUGUUCUUGUUUCAUCAUCAUGCUCUACUGAUGAGACAGUAGUAGCAGAUUCUGAUGCAGAAGAGGAAACAGCAACAUCAUUGCAUUUCACUGCUGAUAUCUCCAAAGAAGAAGCCCCAGAAUAUGUGAACAAACUGGAAAUGCCCAUGCAACCUCAUCCUAUAUCAAAAAACAGGCAUGCUGUAAGCUCUACUUACAGCAUUGGUGGCAUGACAGCAAAAAGAGAAACAGUUAAUGAGGCUGAAAGUGGAAAUUCUGAUAUUAUUUAUAGUCAAGAUUUAAUCAUUAGGGAUUUGAACUUACCUGCUAAAAUCAGUUCGACUGCAAAUGAUGGAGUUUUAAAUUUCAAACGCUUCAGAAAGGGCAACCCUCAGUCAGGGAAUAGCUUCAACAACCUGAUUCCGUUCUCCAAAUAUCCAUACAAAGAUUCUGACUGCGGGAAUCAGGAGAUGAUCGAGUCUGUGAAGGAAGAGAAAAGGCGAAAGCAAAUGGAAGCAGUUGCAGAGGACUUAUUCAACACUGCAAAGGGAAGGCGGCGUGGAGUUGCUGGUUCUCUUCACGGACUUCUUACUCAUGGCUGA
Molecule: messenger RNA, 1449 nt
Organism: Dovyalis caffra
Lineage: Eukaryota; Viridiplantae; Streptophyta; Magnoliopsida; Malpighiales; Salicaceae
Source: the annotation of a GenBank genome assembly